This is a messenger RNA of Porites lobata, 11437 nucleotides long. The record is from the annotation of a GenBank genome assembly. Lineage: Eukaryota; Metazoa; Cnidaria; Anthozoa; Scleractinia; Poritidae.
CAGGCUAAUGGAUCUGCAGCAAAGUCUAAAAGCUGUAAAGUUGUACCUCAAGCUGGUUGCUGUAAGGAUGGUGAGUUUACAAUUUAUUUUAAAAAUUGAUUUUCAACAAAAUAAUAAUCCACGGAUAUGGAAAAAUACCAGCUAAUACCAAAAACAAAAAAUAAAUCUUCUUAGUAUGUUUAGAUUAAAAUUUACCAGAAAUCAAGGUAUUUAAGGCCAGCAAAGUACAUUUAAGUAUUGCAUUAGUGGGAUCAGUUCAGGUUAUACACAUAACAACUUGCUAGUUCUGCUGUAGCAAGAUUGUGUGGAUGGUAAUUUAGUUCAGUGGUGAGUUUCAUUGACAUAUCGCUGUAUUUUUUUAAUAAUUUAAGGCAAAGAUGGAAAGGAUGGACAACAUGGUGAGUCACAUUAAAAUGCAACAAUUUUCCUUCAUUACCAUUUACAUUAAUGCAACAUUAUAUGAUUUAGUAAAUAAUUAGUCACUUGUAUAAUCAAGUGUUAUUUUUGGUAAUUGCAGGAAAAGAUGGGCGCGAUGGAGUGAAUGGUGAUGUACAUUAUUUUAUUAGAUAUUACUAGUAAUAAAGGCUGCGGAGUGUGGGCGACAACGAUUGAAUGUCAAAACGCUUUCGUUUCAAUCCAGUGCUGUGCUUUGUGUGGUGGUCAAAAUAAAUGUGAUUACAAGCUGUGAUAUAAGGUCCAAAUGCACGUGCUCAAAGUGUGUUCUGUGCAUUCCAUACAUUUUUUUGUGGAAGUCCAAACGAAUGGCUACAUACAUGCAACACAUACGUAAUAACAACCUGGAGAUUAGAAUUGCAGGCUCCUCUUGACGCCUGUGAUUAUCCUUUAUACAAAGAUCAACAUGUCAAAAUAAUAUACUUGCCAACUCUUUCUGAGUCAAAUUAAUUAAUGCAUGAGAUUUUCGUCCUGUUAUGACAGGAGUUUCUGAAAACGUCCCAGCUACUUCCACACAUUUCCAACAAUUUUCCGAAGACUUCCAAACUUUGCCAAAAAAUGUGUGAAGUUGUUCUGACAACCAUUGAGCAAUUCUGAAGUUAUUUUAAGUGUCAAAGGGAAAUUGAAUUGUAUUUUUGUCAUUAAUCAUGUGUUAAAGAACAAUUUGUCUGGAUUUGUUUUCAGGUGUGAAAAAUUGUCCUUGUUGAUGAGUGAAAUCAAGGCCUAGAAAUAAGUCCCCAGGCAUGAAACUCAUGCAUAAUGUGUUAGAGUUGUCAGGCAUACUGUAAUUAUUCUCAAAAUAAAUCUUAACCAUGGGUUUCCUUCUUGUCAUCCCCCCUGUUGUAGCUUGUUGUCAGUGUUCUACCCUAGCUUGUAAUAUUACUAAUCCAAGGCUGUGUUCCAAGAAAAAUUAUAAGGUGUCCAGUGCUCUGAACCUGUGAAAAACAGGGAGCCAAGCAUCAGAUUUGUAUGGGAAAGCUAAGAUUUCCUCUUUGCUCAAGAUCAAAAGUAUUAGGUUUUAGGGGCUACUGACUGGACGCUGCUAGAGCACCAGUACAGCACAACUUGAAUACAAUGAAGGGCCAAAGGACUGGCAAUAAUAUAGCAGGCUAUAACGAGGUUUCGGUUUAUUGAUUUUUUUUUUCAUAUAUUUUACUUUUACUGGGGUAAAGAAAAUAUUUUGUUAUACCGAGGAUUUAGUUAUAUAGAGGUUCAUUAUAUCGAGGUUCAUGAUGUUGAGGUUCCUCUGUAUCACUUUAAUUUGUUUAUUGUCUUGAACACAGGAAAAGAUGGCCGUGAUGGACGAGAUGGCAGUGGAAUAAAGGUUGGCCUUUUUAAGCUGCAAACAUUGCUUUCUCUUUUUCCUUGAAAAGUUUUCAGAAAUUCAAAUUAAAUAACCUAGGGAGCUGUAGGUCUCCAAUAAAAUGGUCCCUGUAGUGUGAAUAUAACAAGUUGCCAAAAAAGAGGUUUUUUUUGGACAUUUGGGCUUUUCUCUUUCUAGAGAAAGAAGAAUAAGAUGUAAAAUUAUUUUUAAAAAAUUAAUAAAUAUUAGUUAAAUGUUCUUGUGUAACAAUCAACUUUUACAGUCACUGUAACCAGAUAGUUUGCAAAAAUGAAACAUGACUAAAAUAUAAUACAAAUUAUGGACUUCUUAUAGAAUGGAACACAACUCCAAAAUAGUUGGUCAUCUUUUCAAAGUUGUGUCACUGUGUAUUGGACAAAUAAAAAUUGCUACAUAAAACUAUUUGAUUUGCUUUUUCCCCACUGAUUCACUGUAAAACUAAUUAUAUCUCCUUGCUGCUGGUGCAAUAACCAGUAAGAGGAACAGCACCUGCUAAUUUUUUUUGAAGCGGUACUAUACAAAUGUGAAUAAAUUGUAUUUCAUACACCUGUACCUCAGUUUAAUAAUUAUAUUUUAUCAUAAUAAAAUGUAAUUUCACACUUUCAUUGUUUUUUUAUGUACUGAUACCUAUCUUGUUUACACUUUAAACGUUGACAAUAUGCUGUCGUCAAAAGGUUGUGGAAGUCUUGCUGGGAGUCAAUCGUUUUUGUAAAGUAUAAAAUUGAUGUCUGUGACAACCAUGUAACAGCUGAGUUCCCCCUUUCAAAAAUAUGUCUAUUUUUCAUUUAGUGUCAGGCCUUGAAAAAGUCUUUGUGAGCCUGAUAAUCCCCCCACCUCCACUCCCUAGGAGGACCUAGGUAAUAAUGAACUAUAACAUUAUUAGAGAUUAGCUAACCCAUUUACCCCUCGGAAUUUUGCUGAAACAUGCUUUGAAGCUUGUCAAAACCAUUUUCUGGUCACUGUCUGGUAAUAAAGAGCUAAAAUGUACCAAAAAGCCAUUUAGAGGUUGUGCACUACAAGGUCUUCUGUUCCAGAUGCAAAAUAUCAGCUUCUGAAGUUCGGGCAUGUGCAGAAGCAAGUGAAGGGACGUGGACCCUUAUGGGCAGUCACGAGGGGUUUAAGGACGAUUGGGUUAAGAUUCAUGUAGUGUAACCUUCCUUGUCCUAUUCUAUGGUUAUAACAGUGUUAACGCAAUAACUAAGCAGGUGUGUAGAUAAACUCAGACCAAAAUGCUAAAUUAAAAUAGUUGGCAUGGAGCUGUUUUGGUUACUUAAACUAACAAAAAAAGUGCACUAUGUGUUGAUUCCUAAUUUUUUUGUUAUGAUAAAUAAAAUUUUAUUGAUAAAAAACUCAUUUUAGUGGUAGUACCUGUAUGUCCAUGGAAUGGUUCUUCACCUUCCACAUUCAACCAUGCGCCAACAUUUUUGUCCUUAUUUACCACUGAGACAGAAGCUAAUAUAGAGAGUAGAUAAAUUAAAUUAGUGGUUAUUUUUCAGUGAUAGUUUUCACAGUUUUGGUUUCAUAUUUAUUUGAAAAUGUCUACGUUAGGGAGAAAAAGGAAAUACAGGGAUACCAGGAAAAGAUGGAAAUGCUGGCAUUAAGGUAUUAUUGACAUAUACUGCUUUUUAAAUGAAGGUUUUUGGUUUUUGGAUCCAUAUCCUUCUAUAAAACGUCAUUGAAUAUAAAUUUAAGUUGAACAAUGCAAAAUCAUAAAAAUCAUAACCAGAUCAGUUAACUAUUGUUUGAUAUUCACCACAGUAAAGACCACCAAACUAGCUAUUCUCUUAGCAUCGGCUCCUUUAACAUUGUUCCUUAUUUUAACUUUAAGGUUGCAGAAGAGAGUUUUUUUUAGAAAUUGCUUUAUGCAUUUACUAUGCAUGUUAACAUUUUAAUCAUGAGGAGAUAAGUAGCCAAUGAGCUUUUAAAGAAAAAAGUGUGAGGACAAGUCGAGAAGAAUGCUUAGAAGUUGCUUUAAAAAAUAAAAUAAUAGAAAUACGAUAUAAGAUUAAUUUGAAAAACGUUGCUUAGAUGAUUACAAAAGUUUUGGUAACUUUCUACUCUUAUUACCAAAGGGACUUUACAAUACCAGCAACGAGUCUUAAAUAACUGACCUUAAUGAAUGGUAAUGAUCAACAACCUAUCAAACCAUCUUCAGUAACCUUAAAAUCUGCAGGCUUGGGCUUUAAGUUAGAUUAUUCCACCCUGUUUCCUAUCUUUUAAAAUUAAUUUCAUCUGAUCAUUAGUUUAAUUUUUUUCGUAAUUUUUAUUAUCUUCAGUUCUUAUCUAUUAUCUUCAUCAUCGUCAUUGCCACUAUUUUAUUACUGUUUAAUAGCUUUAUUUAAUUACUUAUUAUUAUUAUUAUUAUUAUUAUUGUUAUUAAUUAUUAAUUAUUGUUAUAAUUAUUAUUAUCUUGUGUGGUUAUUAUUAUUUUUGUUGUAGGGGGAGAAAGGAGAACCCGGAAUGGAUAAAACCAGUAAUGGUGGUGUUAAAGUAAGCGUAAAUUUAUGCUUCUUAGGCUGAGGACAGAAAUGACUAAUUUUCAGUGUCCAAGACAAAAAGAAAAGCAGAUGUACAUUCUUUAUCCAUACAGCAACAAACCACUCAUUUAAUUUUCUUUAGUGUUCCUGCUUCUUUGCAGCUGUAAAUGUGGAGAUCAGUUUUUAAAGUUCAAUCGAGAUCUUUAGUUUUAUUAUAUAGAUUAGGAUAGGAUUUUUCCUUUUACUUAAGGUGGCUCGACUGGAUUUUUUGGGGUUGAUACCUUCCAACUUUGAGCAUUAACUACGUCGGCAUGAGUAAAGAUAUGGAAAAAAGGUUACCACAACUGUAUUAUACAAAGAUGAAAAUUUCUUAUGAUCUGGGUUUUAUUGCAAUCGGAGUCGCCAUGGCAACGUAAUGACGUAAUUACGUUUUUCAUAUAUCUUUGUGUUUCUCUGUUCCAGGAGUUUUUUCAAGAAAUCGCUUAAGGGAGUAUGUACCUGCUAUAAUUGCCUCCAUUAUGGUAAAGUUUGAACAAAUUCUAUGAGAGCGUUUUCGAAGUAUUUUGAAAUGUAGUUUUAAGAAUGAUAAAAACAGUGAAAUAGCAUGCUACCUACACAAUUCGCUAAUAUUUUAAGAAAAUGAUAAGCUUUGAGAACGAGGCUUCAUCUCAUAGUGGUUUGACUCCAUUGAAAACUGCAUACGAAAAAAGAGGGGAAUUGCUCUAGGCGAUCGCGAGUAAGAAGAAUUUUAUUAACUUGCAUUCAGCUGCUUUUGAUACAGUUUUUGGACGUAAUUUGGUCCAUCCCUAAAAAUUUCGCAUUUUUCCAAAAACCGCUCGAUAAUUUUUUUUAUAAAUUCGACAAUCCCGAGAUCAAUCGUCAAGAAAUAUUCCCUGCAAGUUUUAAGAACAUUGAAAACAUGGAAGGCUUUUAAAUAGGGCCUCAAAUAUAACCAAUUUUCCCCCUAGAUUUUGUGUUUACAAGUGAGUGUCCUCAUUAUUCAGUGGCAUUGUUUUCAAGUUUCAUAUACACGUGCACAUUUAGCAAAAAGAUAGAAUUUGCAUCAAAAAGGACCCUCGGUUAAAUCUUCGGGAUAUGCUAAUUACCGGGUAAAGAGAUUAAUGAUACAUUAUAACAUCAGAGCAACUCUUUGUGAUAGUUUCUGUGAUGUUAUAACCCGAGUAAGAUAAUUAAGUAUUCCAUCCUACGCGAUGAGCCGUGACGUUCACCGUUUCGGCUCUCACUGCUAUCUGUGACGACAAGCCAACUAUUAGCAUAUUCCUGAUAUUUCUUCGGAAAGUAAUCGAGAGUUCUUUUUUAUGCAAAUUUAUAUCUUUUGCUGGUUGUGCACGUGCAUAUGAAACUUGAAAACAAUGCCACUGAAUAAUGAGGACGCUCACUUGUAAACACAAAAUCUGGGGGGAAAAUUGGUUAUAUUUGAGGCCCUAUUUAAAAGCCUUCCCUAUUUUCAAUGUUCUUGAAACUUGCAGGGAAUAUUUCUUGACGAUUGAUCUCGGGCUUGUCGAAUUUAUAAAAAAAUUUAUCGAGCGGUUUUUGGAAAAAUGCGAAAUUCUUAGACAUGGACCAAAUUACGUCCAAAAACUGUAUCAAAAGCAGCUGAAUGCAAGUUAAUAAAAUUCUUCUUACUCGCGAUCGCCCAGAGCAAUUCCCCUCUUUUUUCGUAUGCAGUUUUCAAUGGAGUCAAACCACUAUGAGAUGAAGCCUCGUUCCCAAAGCUUAUCAUUUUCUUAAAAUAUUAGCGAAUUGUGUAGGUAGCAUGCUAUUUCACUGUUUUUAUCAUUCUUAAAACUACAUUUCAAAAUACUUCGAAAACGCUCUCAUAGAAUUUGUUCAAACUUUACCAUAAUGGAGGCAAUUAUAGCAGGUACAUACUCCCUUAAGCGAUUUCUUGAAAAAACUCCUGGAACAGAGAAACACAAAGAUACAUGAAAAACGUAAUGACGUCAUUACGUUGCCAUGGCGACUCCGAUUGCAAUAAAACCCAGAUCAUAAGAAAUUUUCAUCUUUAUAUAAUACAGUUGUGGUAACCUUUUUUCCAUAUCUUUACUCAUGCCGACGUAGUUAAUGCUCAAAGUUGGGAGGUAUCAACCCCAAAAAAUCCAGUCGAGCCACCUUAAAAAGUCAUAUCUUCAUCGCGCGCAGUGAAGAUACUAUUUUUAUCUUUCACGUGUGAGGAUAUUGGUGUUGCUUGAUGGUUACUAACAUGAUUAGCCAAUUACAAGAGAGCUUCCCGCUCUGGUUACUAUUAAAGUAUUAUUGUCUUUAUUUCUCCUUUAUAACUUUAUAUCCGAGUUUCAUAACAUUUUUGUGACAGGCAUUUUGCGAUAGCUGACCACUUUAAUUGCACUAUUUUGCUGUUUCGAAAAUGAAUUUUAAAAAAAGUUGUGUUUUAUGUAGGAAUUUCAUCAGUAUCUAUAAAAUAAACAGAACAUUACAUGGCCGCUUGGGGAUGCGAAUUUUAUCUUCUUGUGCUGAAAGCAUCUCUUACUCGAAGAUAAAAUUUGUAUCCCCGCGCGGCCAUGUAUUAUCCUCUAUAUAUAUUAUUACGUGCUGUUUCGUAUGGUCUGAAAUUAUAUAGGAUCACACUCAUCAGGUAACUUCAACGAUGACCGUUAAAAAUUAAAGGCUGGCAGUAAAAUUUUGAUGGUUGUUAUAGGGAUGCGUUUACAACUGAGCUACUUAUGCAUGCCAAACAUGAAAUCUAUCAUCUCGUCACACAACAAGCACGCUCUUUCAAGUUUUAACUCACCACCGCUUCAACCUGACACCUGCAAUUGCAGGAAAAAAACCAGACAGUCCACUCGUUGUUGUUGUUGUUGAUUCUACCGAGCCACAGUAACCACAGCGACAACAACUGAAACUUACGUCGGACUGGCAACAAACUUUAAGGAACGUUACAGAAAUCAUCAGAAAUGAAACAGAACUCUCAAAAUAUGUUUGGACUUUACAAGACACCAAGAAACCUUUCCAGAUAAAGUGGAAAGUUUUAAAGAAAUGUAAACCCUACAACAACAGUAGCAAAAAAUGUAAUUUUUCCCUUUAUGAAAAAUUCAUCAUCAUUUGUAAAAAAUAGCUGUGUAGCCAUAACAGGCUAAACGAACUAGCGAGUUCAUGUCCCCACAGAAACAAAUAUGUACUCCGGAACUUUAGAGUAACGUAACUAAGACACAAUGCAUCUGUUACCUACAAUCGGCAUGAAUCAGCGACAAAAUGAGUUGAGACACUUUGCCUAAAACUGGGCUUUUUUACGUUUUACUAACCUCAAAAGGAGGAAAUAUAGCUUUUCCUCGCCCAUCCCCUCCAUACAAUGUUGUGCCAAUGUUCGAGCUACGUAUAGAAAACAACAAACACCCCAACUUUGGAUGGAGGGGACAGGGGAGGGGCGCGGAUUCUUUUGUUCUCCUAAGUUACCCUAUUUGAGUACAAUGUGAUGUCUCAACAAUUUUGUCGCUGAUUUUAGAUACCAUCUCUUGAAUGUAACGCAUCCGUAUAACAACCAUCCAAAUUUUACCGCCAGCUUUUAAUUUUUAACUGUCAAACGUUGAAGUUGUCUGAUGAGUGUGUGGUUCUAUAAUUUCCGACCAUACGAAACAGCACUGUCGCAAUAAACGAUGAUUACUCCUGAAGCCUGAACUCCUGUAAAGUUAUAGUCAUUGCUUUUCAAUCAAAUGAAUUGAGCCUUCUGCGAAAUAAAUUCUACCAAGAAUACAAGUAUUUAGAUGUUUAAUUUAUUACUAUAUAAAUAUACUUUUUUACAAGGGUGAGAAAGGAUCUCGUGGUGACAAAGGAUUACAAGGAGAGAAGGGAUCACAAGGACAAAAAGGAAUUCCGGGAACGUGUGAUUCAAAGGUAAUUACUGCCUCAGAACAAUUUCCAGAUUUUAAUUCUUUGUUACCUUAGGUGAUAGUUAUAAAUCCUUAUUACAAUAAGCCAUAUUGAUUAAAUUACCCUUUCUUUAGGCAACAGUUGAUUUUUGCCUAAAAAGAAGCAAAGACUGAAAAACCCCGAUAGCAGAAACUUUAUUGUAUCAAUAAAAUAAAGCUUCCCAGAUCAUCAUUACUGUCAUAUUCAAUGGCUGUAUUCCCUCUGAAGUGCGUUUCCAUGGAAAAACGCGUUUUGGAAGAAUCCAGUGUCCUUCUUUUGAAAGGUGUCCAAGUUUAUUAAGUGUACUUUUAGGAAAAUGACUGAACUACCUCAGGGACCGACUCUUGGUGGUUGAUUUUGGGAGAUGCUAGUUAAGGAAGAUAAGCCAUAUUGAUUUAACCAUAGCCUGCGUAGCAAAGCGUUUCCGUGCGGUUUUGGAGGAAAAAAAGACCGAGGAACGGGAUUUUUGGUUUUGGCCGCGUGAAUAAUGGAACGAAUCGAGUGAGUGAAUCGAGUAUUCUAAAAGUCGAAUACAAAUUAGCUUGCAUGCCCCACCAGGCUAAGGAAAGAAGAACAAAGUGAUACUCGAAGCCUAUGUUUACUAAGGUCAGAUUUAAAAAAUGAUGUCAUUUUUUAAAAUUAGCGUAAUGUCAUUUUGAAAGCGAGAGCCUUUCUCCAUCUCUUUAUGUCCGAUCAAGGGAUAUUUCUGUUAGAAAAACUUAACUGUACAGGUGUUCCACCUUAUAGCAUAUAUCACUACAAUCAUGGACAAAAGUCUUGCGAAACAUUUGCAUUUGUGGGGCUUUUUUCAAUUUACCCAUUCCCAACCCCUUCUCUACCCCUCCAAACAACGUUGGACUCGUGUAUGCAGAAUUUUUCCGAGUUUCAACAUUGCAAAGGGUGAACGGAGGGAGAACUGCGAGAAAAUGCACUUUUUUAUAAGGGCACCCAAUACUGCAUGACUGUCCCUAGAGCUUUUGUCUAGGAUUGUACUUAACAAGAUUGUAAGCUUUGUUAUUUAAUUGUAUUUUUCCUUGUUAUUUUGUGUUUUAGAGCAAAUCAAGGUGCUGUUUAACCGGUAAGAGCAUGAUUUCUUACUGUUGUCUACAAUAUAUGAGUACACUGAUUAACUGGCAAGAAGAGUUUUCGGAUUUUAAUUUCACAAAAACAUGGCUUCUCUUUCGUUUUUGCAAGACCCCAACGCUGAAAUAAAUUUCUUUAACGAUUUAUUCCUUGUAAUUACUUGAUAAUAAAGAUUUUCAUCAUUACUUUUUCUUGUGGAAGAUUGCUCUAUUGGAUUCCACUUCUUUGAGAAAGUUCAAGAUCUGCCAACCCGAGGAGCAGCGGGUGUGGAACAUUUCACCAUUGAUGGAAGCUUGUUCCUUGCUUUCGCCAGUUUUCAUGGGGACAUUAAAAAACACAAGACAGAUUCCAUGAUCUACAAGAUGGACAACUCAACUGGAAGAUUGUCUUUGUACCAGACCCUACAGACAAGAGGAGCGUAUGACCUGGAGUACUUUUCUAUCGCUAACAAACAUUUUCUUGCUGUCACUAAUUAUUACGAUGGAACUCACCGGCUGGACUCUACGGUCUAUCAAUGGAAUGGAAAGCAGUUUGUCGACUUUCAGAAAUUAUCAACAAACGGAGCACUCCAAUUCACCUUUAUUAAGGUAAACGGGGAACAUUAUCUUGCAGUAGCCAACCACUGUGACGGAAGUACCCGUUCUAUAAAGUCAAUUAUCUACAAAUGGAGCAGCGGCAAGUUUAACAGAUUUCAAGACAUACCAACAGAAGGUGCCGUGGGAUGUACGGCGUUUGUGAUAAACGGUGACACAUUCAUCGCUUUUGCAAAUUAUUACAACUCCCAACACAAGUAUUCUGUUCAGUCCACUGUGUUCAAAUGGUCAGGAGGUCACUUUGUUAAACUGCAGUCUCUUCAGACUUACGGAGCGCACGAUGUCAAGCCAUUCAACAUCAACGGUCACACUUACCUCGCUUUUGCCAACUAUUACUCUGGAAGUAAAUACAACAUCGAUUCCUUUAUUUACAAGUGGAAUGGUAGCAAGUUCGUCCUGUUCCAGUCAAUUCCUACUCGAGGAGCCAUGGCAUUGUUUCCGUUUGAGAUCAGCGGCCACACGUACCUUGGUGUAGCUAACCACCAUGGUGAUAGUCAGAAACACAACACUCAGUCAGUUGUGUUCCAGGCCUCUGGGGCGCGGUUCAUCAAGUACCAAGAGAUUCCAACAAAUGGGGCGCGUGGUAUGACGUCAUUUGAGUACAAAGGUCAUACUUACCUUGCAGUAACAAACUCCUACAAUGGCCAGAAGCACAACAUAAACAGCGCCCUGUACAAGUGGAUAUAGAGCAGGAGGCCAUCAGGUCAGGUCCAAGCAAAGAAGAUGUUUUGUGUAGUGAAGAACUAAAACAUUUCAAUUGCUAAUCUUAGUAAUAACGGGAACUUUAUAAACGUAAUACUGUCUAUCCGUUGAAAAGGAGUUUUUAUAGGAAGGGGCUGAUACAAUAACGUCAGUAUUUUGGUUGAUAUAGUGAAAUGUUAGAAAACAAAAUGUGCUUUAUUAUCGCGGCGAUUAGUUGCAAUUAAGAUGUGCUUGGAACACUAAGAGGCUGUGUAGUACUUUUAUUUGAAUGAAAAUCCUACAAAAAUGAAUCUGUGGCAUAGCUUGUAUUUCUGUCUACUCUCAACGGAAUGUAUUAUAAUGAGCACAGCUUGAGCAAUCAGCAAAGGGAAAGGAAAGUUAAAGAAUGUAUAGGCUUUGAACGGUGAUUCCUUGUGCAAGUUGGCAAGUAACGCGAGUUUUUAUUGGCCCAUCGAUGAACGUAGCAAUGUCGACUAAACCAUUCAGUUAUGGCGUUAUUUUAAUAACUGUCGUUUUACACAUUGCCAAUUAGAUACAAGAAGUAUUCGAGCGCUUAGAUUUUCAAAACCAGCUCAGCUUUUUUAGAAUAUAGGCGUUUUGAGGCUAGACGAGCCGUUGUCUGCUCACUAUCUGCCUAUAAAGAGCCAAAACUGCCAGGAACGUCGUUUACAGGUCGAGCACUUUACACCUUUUAUUAUAUACAUACUGAGAGAUACUCACCAAAAAGCUAUGUCGUAAAUUUUAGUACGCAAAUAAGUUCUAACCAAUCAGAGGAGCGAACGAUGGUUUUCACACGUGAAAAAAAAUGAUACGUCCAAUCAGAAUCGCGAACGAUGUUUUUUCACGUGUGAGAAAAAUGAUACGUCCAAUCAGAAGCCACAGAGGUGUGCGAGUUUCGCGCC